Beta vulgaris subsp. vulgaris (sugar beet) is the source of this 1659-nucleotide messenger RNA. RefSeq names its product WRKY transcription factor 55. NCBI's taxonomy places the organism in Eukaryota, Viridiplantae, Streptophyta, Magnoliopsida, Caryophyllales, Amaranthaceae. The record is from RefSeq and is a predicted model, not a curated record. Gene Ontology annotation, biological process: regulation of DNA-templated transcription. Gene Ontology annotation, molecular function: sequence-specific DNA binding; DNA-binding transcription factor activity.
UCUUCUUGAAAAUCUUUAUUUCCAAAAAUAUUUCAUUCUUUUUCUUAAGUGUCUUAGUAUUUACACUGACCUUGUACCAACCAAGUAUAGUACCUUAACAUACUUAUUUAGUGCAUAUUAAUUGUACUAAUUAGCCAAAUUUAGAAGUAUAUUAUAUAGUACAUAUUCAGAUAUUAUUCUACUUAAGCAUAUUUAUAUAUAUGGAGGGGAGUAAUAAUCCUAUAAUUAGUUUACUUCUUCAUGGUUGUGACUUAGCCAAAAAAAUGGAAUUUGAUCUUUUAAACUUAUGGGGAGCAUUAUCACCAGGUGGUACUAAGAAUUUGGCUGAAAGAUGUGAUGAAAUCAUAGAGAUCUUUAGCAGGGCAAAGUAUCAGGUUUUGCUCAACCCUCUAGCAUUUAAGAUUCAUCAUUCUCCUCCUCCUACACAACCGCUAGAGAUGGCGGCUGCCGCGGCGAGCUUGGAGUACCCGCAACAACAUCCGCCACGAGGGAAAGGGAAGGAGGUUGCUGGAGAGGCUGUAGAUGUAUAUAUGAAGGCGGAGAGUGGAGGCCAAGAAAAGCAAAGCUCUAGCUUAGGGCAGCUAAGGACGACCUCUAAGAGGUCAUCAAGUAGAACUGAUGAUCUAGGGGGUAAUCGAAGGAUGAGGAUGGCAGCUCCCAAGAUUGGGAAUACGGAGAUGCCACCGGAGGAUGGAUUCACUUGGAGAAAAUAUGGCCAAAAGGAGAUUCUUAAUGCUAAGUAUCCUAGGAGUUACUAUAGAUGCACUCAUCAAAAACUAUGCAACUGUCCAGCCAAGAAGCAAGUCCAACGCCUAGACGACGACCCAUACACCUUUGAUAUCCUCUACCGUGGAGAACACACUUGCCACAUGUCCAACACCGCGCCGUCGUCGGUCCCACCACCACCAUCACCACCACCAACCGUUCAUCAUGACAUCUUUGUUCCUCAUCAGCCAAUCACAACCGUUGGUUAUGAUUGGCUCUCAAGAGCUUCUUCUGAGGAUGCAUGCACCAUAUUCAGUCAUAAUAAUAAUCCCCUACAACAACAAUUAUACAGUGUGAGCAGCAGUACUAGUAGUGUCCUAGGUAUGCAUAUUGUUGAAGCUGCUCCAUCCUCCACCGUUAGAUCUCAUCAAGGAAGAUCAGAUCAAGUGGUUGAUUUGUUAACUAAUAAUCAUCAUUCACUUGUUGAUUGGAGUGAGAUGUUCAAUUCUGGGAGUAGUAGCACCAACAGCAUGGAAAUCAUUUUUCCUCCAGCUAAUGAUAAAUGGGACAACAAGGAUAGUAUAACAACAUUCAUUUAUACUUCAUCUCGUGUAAUGUUUUGACUUUAACAUUUGCCGAUAUAUAACUUUGACUUGAUAUUUUAAUUAGAAAAAGUUGAUAUCUUAAGAAUUAAGAUCGAGUAUUUAUUUAUUGAAAUUAAUCUAAAAGGUAGAAUCAAAGUUAAUUUAUAAUCAUUACAAAAGUUUAAAAUUUUCAAUUAAAUAGGCUUUAAUUGAAUAACGUGAAGUAUUAAUGAUUAGAAGCAGGAAAAUUGUGGUAGCAGUAAUUAAUUUUUUGUAUAUUUUACUUUCUAAUCUAGAGAAAAAUUUACUGUAUUUAUUUACGAAUUUUAAGUGUUGUAUCAUACUAUAUGAAAAAUUAAGGUUAUUCUUU